Tinamus guttatus (white-throated tinamou) is the source of this 782-nucleotide messenger RNA. It is a transcript of the gene MYOD1, whose product is annotated as myogenic differentiation 1. Gene Ontology annotation, molecular function: DNA-binding transcription factor activity, RNA polymerase II-specific; RNA polymerase II cis-regulatory region sequence-specific DNA binding; protein dimerization activity. Gene Ontology annotation, biological process: positive regulation of myoblast differentiation; skeletal muscle cell differentiation; positive regulation of skeletal muscle fiber development. The record is from RefSeq and is a predicted model, not a curated record. Lineage: Eukaryota; Metazoa; Chordata; Aves; Tinamiformes; Tinamidae.
GGGCGCCCAGCGGGCCCCACCAGGCCGGCCGCUGCCUGCUCUGGGCCUGCAAAGCCUGCAAGAGGAAGACGACCAACGCGGACCGCCGCAAAGCCGCCACCAUGCGGGAGCGCCGGCGCCUCAGCAAGGUCAACGAGGCCUUCGAGACGCUCAAGCGCUGCACCUCCACCAACCCCAACCAGCGGCUGCCCAAGGGGGAGAUCCUCCGCAACGCCAUCCGCUACAUCGAGAGCCUGCAGGCGCUGCUGCGCGAGCAGGAGGACGCCUACUACCCGGUGCUGGAGCACUACAGCGGCGAGUCGGACGCCUCGAGCCCCCGUUCCAACUGCUCCGACGGCAUGAUGGAGUACAGCGGGCCACCGUGCGCCUCCCGCAGAAGGAACAGCUACGACAGCAGCUACUACACCGAGUCGCCAAACGAUCCCAAGCACGGCAAGAGUUCUGUUGUUUCUAGCCUUGAUUGCCUCUCAAGCAUUGUGGAGAGGAUUUCGACGGAUAACUCCACGUGUCCUGUUCUGCCACCAGUGGAAAGUGUAGCUGAAGGGAGUCCCUGUUCUCCCCCAGAAGGAGCCAACCUGAGUGAGAGUGGAGUCCAAAUUCCUUCCCCCACCAGUUGCACGCCGCUUCCCCAGGAAAACAGCAGCAGCAGCACCAACCCCAUCUACCAAGUGCUAUAAAGGCAGGUCUGGCUGAACUGCGGUGAAAACAAACUGUUACAUUCAGCAAAGCUCCGAGACCAGCCUCAUACGACUGAAAAGACUACUCAAGACUUCCUGUUCCAG